Astrephomene gubernaculifera is the source of this 2753-nucleotide messenger RNA. The record is from the annotation of a GenBank genome assembly. Lineage: Eukaryota; Viridiplantae; Chlorophyta; Chlorophyceae; Chlamydomonadales; Astrephomenaceae.
GUUUGUGAAGACAAAUUAUACUGGCUUUUUAAUAAAUUAGUUUCCCCAAAACUUUAGGGAACUACCGUUAGCUUGUAAUGUUCUGAGGCAUGGUAUAAAACAAGCUUCAGGAAGUUCCUUUCCUCCGUUAAAAUGGUUAGCGCCAUCGUGGUUCGCGGCCUCGAGGAGGCGGGCUUGAAGAAGUUUGUAGGAGCUUUUGCUGGCAUUUCGGACCAGGCUUUCUUGGGACUAAUGAUGAGCGAUUAUGCUUCACAUGGUGUGAUCGAUCUAGAGGAUAAGCAGCGGCUAUUCCGUCUCAUAAAGUCCAUUUCAGCUGCUUCGAAGUUGUCAGGCGAGGCGCCAUCUCAGCCAGCUGUGGAGAGGCCCAACGCUCUGAUUGAUCUGGACGAAAACGACGGUGAUCUCCUGUCAGAUGCCGGCGUUGCUUUCCAGCUAUCACCGAUAGCGAACCAGAAAGCAGCUGCACCGUCUGUGGCCUUGGCGAAUAACGUGGACGACCCACCCAAAAUUCGCGUCGUCGUCCGCAAGCGCCCUAUAAGCAAGAAGGAGCGUGAGCGUGGUGAUGAGGACGUGGUGGACGUGCUCUCAAAGGCCGGCACUGUGGUUGUGAACGAGGAGAAGGUGAAAGUGGACCUAACCAAGUACGUCGAGAAGCACGCUUUCAAGUUUGAUGAGGCGCUCGACGAGCAGGUCAGCAACGAGGCGGUGUACCAGCUCACGGUGGGGCCGCUGGUGCGCACGCUCUUCCGCAGCGGCCGUGCAUCUUGUUUUGCGUACGGCCAGACUGGCAGUGGAAAGACGUACACCAUGUCGCCGCUGCCGAUCCGCGCCUCCGCCGACAUCUUCACUUACAUGGCUCAGCAGCAGUACCGGGACAUUAGCCUGUGCGUCUCCUGCUUCGAGAUCUACGGGAACAAGGUCUUCGACCUGCUCAACCAGCGCAAGAAGCUCAACAUCCUGGAGGACGGCAAGCGCAAGGUGGUGGUGGUGGGCCUCAAGGAGUUUGCGGUGGACGAUGUGGAGGGCGUCAAGGCGCUCAUCGAGGAGGCCUCCAAGCAGCGCUCCACCGGCUCCACCGCAGCCAACUCGGACUCCUCGCGCUCGCACUCCAUCAUGCAGUUUGCUCUAAAGCGCGCUGCCCCGGUCGCGGCUGGCGGCUUCCGUCGUGGCGAGGAGCCGCCCGAGCCCCGUGUGGUCGGUAAGAUCAGCUUCAUUGACCUGGCGGGCAGCGAGCGCGGUGCCGACACGUACGACAACAACCGACAGACGCGGCUGGAGGGCGCGGAGAUCAACAAGUCGCUGCUGGCGCUCAAGGAGUGCAUCCGGGCGCUGGACAGCGAUGCGCGACACGUGCCGUUCCGGGGGUCCAAGCUGACGGCUGUGCUGCGGGACUCGUUUGUGGGCGACCAGGCUCGCACUGUCAUGAUUGCCAACAUCUCCCCGUGCUCCACCUCGGUAGAGCAUACACUCAACACGCUGCGGUAUGCGGACCGUGUCAAAGAGCUACGCAAAGACAAGGCGGAGCGCACUCCGGGCGGCGUGACCCCCGGCGACGAUGCCUACUAUGCAGCUGUUGCGCGGGCGGCGGUGCCCGGCCCGGAGCCAGUGGAGCGGGAGCGGUUUGACCAACCGGAGCGGGAGCGGUUGGACCAACCGGAACGAGAGCGGUUUGACCAACGGGACCGUGACUGGGAGCGUGACCGAGGCCCUGACCGCUACCCCAGCCCUCCCCACCAGCAGGGCGGCUGCUUCGUGGGCGGCGUCGGCGACGCGGAUGCCGACGCGCUGGCGGAGCGGCACGACGAGCUGAUGGACAGCAUCCUGCUGGAGGAGGAGAACCUUGUGGCCUUCCACCGCGCCAAGCUGGAGGAGGACAUGGAGACGAUGCGGCAGGAGAUGGCGCUGCUGCAGGAGGUGGACAAGCCCGGCAGCGAGAUUGACCACUACGUGGAGCAGAUGACGGCGCUGCUUAACAUCAAGCGGCAAGGCAUCCAGGGGCUGCAGGCGAAACUGGACGCCUUCAAGGCGAAGCUGCGGGAAGAGGAAGCACUCAGCAGGACGGUGCACAAGAUUCGCGCAUAAUGUACGGAACCGUGCUCAGUCGGAUGGAUUCCUGCAUGUCCUGAAGGGGUUUGAAGGGGCGUCGGCUUGUAUGCGUACAACAGUGUCACAGAUGUGAAGCCCCAUCCGCCGGUGGGAUGGUGCGUAGUAGUUUGUAGGUUAUCAGGCCGUUAGCAAGCUCGUGUUUAGGUAUACAUGCUUGGGAGGCUUGGGCUCUAGGCAGCAACAGUAGAAAUAACCACUGCGCAGGGUCAUGCAGGGCCUCUACGGUCUGUUAGGCAAGGAUGUUAGAAGUCGGUAGGGGCUGGUAGCAUGACCUGUCCGCAGGGCGAGAUUCCGAGCGGUAGUUAGACGAGGCACUUCCAUGUGCAUGGAGUGAAAAACGAGCGAUUUAUGGUGAACAGUACCUGAUGCUGGUUAGCCACGCAGGAGUAGCUGGUGCUUUUACGGGUGUACCCCACGGAUACUUGCGUUAAGGGUAACGGUACUGCUUCAUCCUUGAACGUUAUGAACUGAGACCAUACAUUCUUGGCAAGCCGUCCCGGUGUGCCUUUGCAUGGCUCCAUCAAACGUUAUGCCGACCCGGGGGCUUGGAGGCAAGGCAGAGUAAACCAAACGGGAAUACCUACCAUAACCGUUGGCCGGGAUGCGGGGAAGGGGAGGGCAUGCUGGUCUGUAAUCCCAAGCGGCCG